Gloeophyllum trabeum ATCC 11539 is the source of this 222-nucleotide messenger RNA. RefSeq lists its product as uncharacterized. Lineage: Eukaryota; Fungi; Basidiomycota; Agaricomycetes; Gloeophyllales; Gloeophyllaceae. The record is from RefSeq and is a predicted model, not a curated record. Bases 1 to 222 code for a protein of 73 amino acids. The transcript is spliced from 4 exons.
AUGGCCCCGAUAACAAUGAAGAAGAUACAGCCGAUGACAGAUCUUGUGCUGAACCAAUCAGUUCAAGUUCGGAUCCGCACAAACGUAUGGGUUAUGGGUAUCAUAGUAGGCUUCUUGGAGUGUCUUAACAAGAUCACUGGGAUGGCGUACCAGGUAGAAUAUACUACACCAAUGGGACCGCAGAGAAGCUACUUCGGCCCUGAUGAUAUUCGGUUAUCUUGA